AUGAUCUUUAGCUCACAAGCAUUACUACUACUCCUGUCGCUGACAGGUAGUGCUUACGGCGCGCCACAAAUCAAGUAUGCCGGUAAUCAAGGUCCGAUCGCCGGCGUCGGGUCGUCGUCCGUCGCCGAGGUGCAAGCCCCGAUAGGCUCCCUCCGCGGCGACAGCAGCCUCCUUGGCGGCAACGCCCCGAUCCCCGACACCAGCCAAUCCAGCGCCGACGUCUCCGACCCUACACUGGUCGCCGGCCAGGGCGCCGACGCCGACCUCGGCCUGUACCUGGACCUCGACAGCGUCGCCCAGCCGGAGCCCUUCCGCGGCGACCACGGCAGCAGCGCCGCCGCCGCGCGCACGUACGCCUACGAGAAGCUCAACCCGGACGUGUUCGCGCCCCCCGGCACCGACGCCGGCAGCGUGCCCAACGCGGUGUGGCCCAUGGGCCUCUCGCACAACCGCCUCGGCACCGGCACCCGCUCCGGCUGGGCGCGCCAGCAAAACACCGACGUCCUGCCGGGGGCCACCGCCAUGGCCGGCGUGGACAUGAAGCUCGCGCCGCACGCGUACCGCGAGCUGCACUGGCACACGGCCGCCGAGUGGGCGCUCGUGCUCGAGGGCUGCGUGCGCGUCGCCGCCGUCGACGACGAGGGCCGCUCCUUCACCGACGACCUGUGCGCCGGCGACGUCUGGUUCUUCCCCGCCGGCGUCCCGCACUCCAUCCAGGCGUUCGAGAAGGGCGUCGAGUUCUUGCUGGUGUUUGACCAGGGCGACUUUGACGAGAACGGCACCUUUCUGGUGUCGGAGAUGUUUGCGCGCACACCAACCUCCGUGCUGGCCAAGAACUUCGACGACGCCCCGGUGGAGGCGUUCAGGGACCUCCCCAAGAAGGAGCUGUACAUCUUCAACGGCACGCCCCAGCCAAGGGACAUUCGCGAGCAGACGGUGACGGGCCCGGCGGGCGGGGUGCCGCCGGAGCGCGCGUACACGUACCACUGGUCGGCGCAGGAGGCGUGGGAGGCGCCGGGGGGCACGGUCAAGAUCCUGGACCCGACGACGUUUCCGGUGGCGGCGGGGUUCUCGGCGGCGCUGGUGACGGUGCGGCCGGGGGCGAUGCGGGAGAUGCACUGGCACACGUCGUCGGACGAGUGGGACUACUUCCUCCGGGGGUCCGGCCGGGCGACGGUGUACAGGGCGCCGGACGCGGCGCGCACCUUUGACUUUACGGCCGGCGACGUCGGGUACGUGCCGCGGGCGGACGCGCACUACGUGGAGAACACGGGCACGGAGGACCUCGUGUUUCUCGAGGUGCUGCAGGCGCCCAAGUUCACCGACAUUUCGGUGGCGCAGUGGCUGGCGCUGACGCCGAAGCAGACGGUCAAGGAUCACCUGAACCUGCCGGACUCGUUGCUGGAUGGCAUUCCCAAGCAGAAGACGCUCCUGAAGCAGGGGAAUACAAACAUGACUGCGCUCGCUGGAUGA
Cordyceps fumosorosea ARSEF 2679 is the source of this 1473-nucleotide messenger RNA. Its product is annotated as Bicupin, oxalate decarboxylase/oxidase. The transcript is spliced from 2 exons. The record is from RefSeq and is a predicted model, not a curated record. Bases 1 to 1473 code for a protein of 490 amino acids. NCBI's taxonomy places the organism in Eukaryota, Fungi, Ascomycota, Sordariomycetes, Hypocreales, Cordycipitaceae. Gene Ontology annotation, biological process: oxalate metabolic process.